Trichomycterus rosablanca is the source of this 1323-nucleotide messenger RNA. It is a transcript of the gene plekhj1, whose product is annotated as pleckstrin homology domain containing, family J member 1. The record is from RefSeq and is a predicted model, not a curated record. NCBI's taxonomy places the organism in Eukaryota, Metazoa, Chordata, Actinopteri, Siluriformes, Trichomycteridae. Gene Ontology annotation, biological process: receptor recycling; endosome organization; retrograde transport, endosome to Golgi. The transcript is spliced from 6 exons. Bases 299 to 769 code for a protein of 156 amino acids. Gene Ontology annotation, cellular component: recycling endosome; early endosome; trans-Golgi network.
GGAUCCAAAGUGAUCGGGGCGGUGAGCUCGGAGGAUUCAAGUUUUGCAUGAGCCGGUUAUGCAGUGCCAACCAGCGUGGGAAACCAACACAGAAAACAGAGAAUAUUUUUAAAAAGCAUCAGGAUCAAACAUGAUUCAGUCGUUUGUAUAAAACAUCAUGUGUAGCUGUUAAAAUGAUCCGGACUGAAGUGAAUCGACUCUGUGAUCGAGGAUCUCCGGUACAGUCAGCAUGACACGGUUAUUAAUCAUCUAGCAAAUCAGUGUUAAUGAGAUUGAUUUAAGUGUGUAAGAGGAAAUCAUGCGGUUUAAUGAGAAAGAGCUGGUGUUCCUGAGCCGCCAGCCGUCAGACAGAGCAGCUGAGCUGGGAAUGAGAGGACCAAAGAAGGGAGAUGUUAUAAAGAAGAGACUGGUGAAGCUGAUAGUGAAUUUCCUGUUUUAUUUUCGCACCUACGAAGAGGAGCCGAUGGGAGCUUUGCUGUUGGAGCAGUGUCGGAUUGAAAAAGAAGGUGAUACGGCCUUCUCGAUCACAUUUCUAGAUGAGGCUGAAAAAAAGUACCUGUUUGAAUGUGACUCAUGUGAACAGUGCCUUGAGUGGAUGGACGCCAUUAAAAAAGCCAGUUACGAGUUCAUGCGCAAGAACCUCAUAUUCUACCGAUCUGAGAUCCAUCGACUGACCGGCAAGGACCCGUUGGAGCAGUAUGGCAUUUCAGAUGAGACGCGCUUCCAAGUGAGCAGUGGGCUUCCUCCUCUGCCUCCUCCACCUCCUUAAAAGCGAAACCAUCUACUCUGUGUGGAGCAUUUUUAAACACAUUGAUACACUGCUGUCAGCUGUCUCUUGUAAUCAGGAUGUCAUGUCACUUUUUAUUACCUGGUUCACAGGGUAGUAUGGUGAUUUUUUAUUGAUGUAUAGUUGUCACAUUUGUUGCUUUAAUUGUGCACAUUUUCAUUGGAAUGAGUGUGAGCUGAGUGAGCCAGUAGUAAAUGUCUUGAGUGUUUGAGAAUUUUUAUAUCCAUAUGUAUUUUUGAGUUUUCUUUUAUGUGUUUGUGUGAUCAUUUUCAGUCAUAAUGUCUGUCAGUGAAGUAUGACCGGUCAGUGCUUUAUGUAGACUCAGUAAUCUGUCAUAUGAAUAGUGAAGAGUGCUUGUGGUUUCAUUAUUUGAAAGUGUGUGUGUGUGUGUGUGGUGGUUUGCAUGCUACAUCAAAAGAAAAUUCCAGUGAAAACACUCCAGUGACUCACAGCUGACUGUAUAGUAGCACAAUCACUGAAUUAUGAUUUUAUGUAAAUUGUAUGUUUGAUUAAAUAAACCAUUUUGGCUGAGCGAA